Elgaria multicarinata webbii is the source of this 5644-nucleotide messenger RNA. RefSeq names its product spermine synthase (gene SMS). Gene Ontology annotation, molecular function: spermine synthase activity. Gene Ontology annotation, biological process: spermine biosynthetic process. Lineage: Eukaryota; Metazoa; Chordata; Lepidosauria; Squamata; Anguidae. Bases 141 to 1241 code for a protein of 366 amino acids. The record is from RefSeq and is a predicted model, not a curated record. The transcript has 11 exons.
GCAACCCCGGCCUCAACCUCGCGUGCGCAACUCUCUCGCUCUCACUUACACACACGCACGCAGCGCAGUCAGGCAGGCAGUGGCACUCGCAGCACAGCCGCGGCCGCUCCACCAGGCAUGGCACAGGGCUCUCCCUCACUAUGGCAGCAGCGCGACACAGCACCCUCGACUUCAUGCUCAGCGCCACAGCUGAUUGUAAUGCCAUUUUUAAAGGUCUACAGUCCAUCUUCCAAAAGCAGGAAAUGACAGAGACUAUUCAUAACUGGGAAGAUCAUGGUUACCUAGCAACAUAUGUCAAUAAAAGUGGCAGUUUUGCCAAUCUGAGAAUUUAUCCUCAUGGCUUGGUGUUGGUUGAUGUACAGAGUUACAAUGAUUUGAAUGGUGGAGAUGAAACAGAGCAGCUUCUAAACAAGAUAGAAGAAAGAAUGAAAGAAUUGUUACACAGGGACAUCAAAAGGGUGAAACGUUUGCCAGCCAUUGUGAGAGGAGGUGUCAUUGAUAGAUACUGGCCCACAGCAGAUGGACGAUUAGUGGAAUAUGACAUAGAUGAAGUUAUUUAUGAUGAAGAGUCAGCUUAUCAGAAUAUUAAAAUUUUACACUCAAAACAAUUUGGAAAUAUUCUUAUCCUCAGUGGGGAUGUUAAUCUGGCAGAGAGUGACCUGGCAUAUACACAAGCUAUAAUGGGCAGCGGGAAGGAAGACUACACUAACAAAGAAGUGCUCAUUCUUGGAGGUGGUGAUGGGGGGAUAUUGUAUGAAAUAGUCAAAUUGAAACCAAAGAUGGUCACCAUGGUAGAGAUUGACCAAAUGGUGAUUGACGGGUGUCGAAAAUACAUGCGCAAAACCUGUGGAGAUGUCUUGGACAAUCUGAAAGGAGAAUGCUAUCAGGUUCUAAUAGAAGAUUGUAUUCCAGUACUGAAGAGGUAUACCAAAGAAGAAAGGAUGUUUGAUUAUGUAAUUAAUGAUCUGACAGCUGUUCCAAUCUCCACAUCUCCAGAAGAAGAUUCCACAUGGGAGUUUCUGCGGAUGAUUCUGGACCUUUCAAUGAAAGUCUUGAAACCUGAUGGAAAAUAUUUCACACAGGGAAAUUGCGUCAAUCUGACUGAAGCCUUGACUCUCUAUGAAGAACAGCUAAGCAGGCUAUAUUGUCCUGUGGAAUUCUCCAAGGAAGUUGUAUGUGUCCCCUCAUACAUGGAAUUAUGGGUAUUUUAUACUAUUUGGAAGAAGAGGACUGAUGUUUGAAGCUCAAGCAAGGUCCACAUGCCACACAUGCUGCAUGAAGCGUGUAGACUUGCCACAUGCUUUGUCUUGGCAUCUUGAAUCUUUUAAAUUAUAUGCUGUAGAUGAUACUGAAACAUAGUCAUGCUAUCAAUUUGUGAAUUCUUUAAAUGUUUUUAUUAUUAUUUUUAAUUUAAAAGCAAAUGGAAAAUGUAUAUUUUGAUGAGCUAGGGUGUUAUUUUUUUGAAAGUCAGCUUAGAUGAAUUAGCAGCGAAGCUAUAGCUGCUGAAUGCACUGAACCGUUAGAAUGUGAUCAUUUUAUUAUUUUUAUUUUAGAUCUUUGAAUACCAAUUUUAAAAGACAACAUUAGCAUUUCAGUGUGAUCCUCUAGAUUUUUUUUCCCUUUGGAGACUAAUCAGUUUAAUAUAGACUUAAACGUUUUGUUUUGUUAAAUGAUCAAUGUGCUUCCAAUAGAGGAAUUAAGGGCAGACUUUUUUUAAGGAUACUCUCUGGCCCAUUGGGAUGUUAUAAAUCAGACUUCACCAACCUGGGGGCCUACAGAUGUCUUGGACUGCAAUCCCCAUCAUGAGAGUUGCAGUCCAACAUAUCUAGCGACCACCAGGUUGGGGAAGCCUGUUAUAAAGCUACCAUGAGAAGACUCAUGAUGUUUUCUUAUGAUGAAUCUUGAUUCUAACCUACAUGAGUUGAGAGCUAUCAUUUAACUUUCUGUGGGCCUUUCAGAUAAGCAAAUGCUCAAUCUCAACUAUGAAGAUUUGUUCAGAAGAAAAGUUCAUCAGAACCCAAAUGAUGAGGCAGAAAGUUAUGUUGUGGUGACUUUGCUUCAUCAGAAUUAACAUGAAUUGGGCCUAGUCCUUAGUUAUAAAGGGAAGGAGCUAACUUUAGAUUUUAUUCGUCAUCUGAGUUGGACUAUUUUUUGUCUUCACCAACCUGGUGCUCUCCAGACCUGUUGAAUUACAAUCUCAUCAUCCAAGUCACCAUAGUCAGUGGAUAAUACUUUCUAUGGGUAAUGGAAGAUAUAGUCCAAUAUGUUUGGAGGGCACCACGUUGGGGAAAGCUGCUGAAGACUUUUCAAUACAAAAGGGUGAAAUGAUCUUGGGCUAAAUUCAGAUUUAAUCAUACUUUGAAUAGACUCUUUGAAAUCAAUGGGGCAGAUAAGUCGUGGCUAAUAGGUCCCAUUGAUUUCAAUGUAUCUACUCAUAAGUACGGCUAAAUUUGGAUUCAAUCCCCUAUGUUCUCAUUCAUAAAGAGAUUUACAACAUACUUAAUUCUGGUAUAAUGCCAUUAAGUUAAACUGUCUAAGUUGUUAGUAAAGUGUUGUUCAAAUCAGUUAGCCCCUGUUAUAUUUAUGAUAAUUAGGGAGGAAUAGUAGAUCAAACAGAUACUGUUGGCACUAUAAAAUAAGACUUGAAUUGCUUCCCCAACCCAUCAAGUUCAUUCUAAGAAGCUGAAUCACAUAUGAGAGUACUUUUAUUGGUUAUACACACCUUUAACUUUAGUGUUAAUGUUCCUGAAGUAUGAAAGGUCAUUGAAAAGGGAAAAUUAGAUAAUUCGGGUACAUUGUGCUGGAAAGUUCUCCUUUACUAGCCCUAUAGACAUGAAUGGAAGUUGAGCUCAAGAAUACAGAAUGUGCUCCAUUCUUUUUAGCAUGGUCUGUGCAGGAGAAGUUUCUGGUGGAUUGUGUCACUGAGAGUCUUUUGCAUCUUGUAUUUAUAUUUUGUGCAUGUCUGUACUAGAGUCAGUUGAGUCCAGCCAUAUGGAUGGAAUGAAUCUUGUGACUGACCCUAAAGCAUCACUAGCCCAUACACUGUGUUUGCGUAUGCAUGUUGAAAUAUCUAUUAGAUUGAUUGCAUUUGUACCUUUUACCCACCUUGUCUGCUUCUGCACAUGGUGUGAAAUUAUAUUUUUGUAAAAUUAUUUUGUCUGCUGAUUGAUCAUUUGCUUAUAAGUUUGCUAUAAGCAGAUUCUUAAAGUAGCUCAGAAAUGCACCCUUAUUGUAGAGUUUGUGGAGAGAGAGAGAGAGAGUGAAUUAAGAUGUACCAUCCUUUUCUUGUCUUUUUAAGAUCUUUCAACAAAAUUAUCCUCCUUCCCCCGCUGAAACAUUUGCGUUUCAUUUACUCACAGUACUAGAAAAAGGACAGUACCUAGACCAGCCUUCUCUAACAUCCUUAAACUGUUAGACCAUAAUUCCUAUUGUCCCCAGAGAGCAGGCUGUGGGAUGUGGGGGUUGUAAUCCAACACAUCUGGAGGGCUGACCUAGACAUGGGCUUACUUCCAAGUAAUCACAAAAUGAGCAAGUUUCCCCACCCUUCCCCUCAUUGUGAAAAGUCCUACACAUUUUGCACAAUUCUCUUUCUCCAGAGAUAGUUUGUUCCUAUUUAGAAAAGAGAGCAUAGUCCUUUAUAACCCUUUAUAGUCCAUGAAGGAACUCUGCAAUGAGGUAAAGCAUUUCUUGAAACACUGGCAAAAUGUCACUUUAGGCUUCUUUUGUGCUAACAAAAUGGGCAUAUGAAGGUAGGCCUAUAAUUCGAAACUCCUGAAUUACACGUCUAUGCAUUGAAACUACCUAAUAAGCCAUUUGAAUCUCUGUAUCAUUAAAAUAAUUUUAGAACUUCUCAAUGGUAAAGAGCAAACUUCAUUCAGGUCAGACCAUUUCCUACUUGUUGAAAACAUGCACAGAAAGUGCAGACCAACCCCUCCCCCCUGUUAAAAAUACAACUCUGCCACAUUUAUACUGAAUUAUUUCCCUGCUUUUGAAUAGAAUGGUAAUAGCUUAGAUAGAAUCCUUUAUUUCUUUCCCUUAUAGACUGAUGAUAUAACACACAAAAUCAGAGAGAGACUACAAUAAACAGACAUAAUGUUGUUUUCAGAAUUGGUUUCGAAGAAACUUCAACAUAUAUGUUUGUAACCUCGAUGUACUUCAAAAGAUACUAUUUUCUGAAAUAAACAUGUUGUUUUGGGAUUAUGCAAUGCUUGUAUCUUGGAAGUAAUAGCCACCUUCUUAGAAAAGUAGAAGAAUUUUUCUCUCACCCUCCUAAGUAUCGAUGUUAAGAUUAUAUAAUGUCUCCAAUACUUAUACUAAAAAAACAACUACUAGAUAAUUUCUUAGGCUUUUGUUUUGUGAUUGAAACCAGCAUAGUUUUACAUGAUUUGUGGUAAUUUAUAGUCAAUUUUCAGAAAUUCUCCAGAAGAAGAAUUUCAGAAAGCAGAGUAAAAUAUUGGCUAAGAAUAAUGUGUUUGUAUCCCCACCCCCACCCCAUUCUUGUCUUAGUUACUAUAUAGAAUGGAGUUAAAUACACUGCUAAUUUUGGAGGAGGAACAUGUUGACACUUCAUUUUCUUAUAUAGAGAGAGAUCCAGUUUGCACAAUCACUGCUGCUCACUGUGGCUCGUUUAAGCCGUGAUGAGCUAUGGUACAUCCUGGGCAGUUUUUGAAUAUUCAAGCCAUGGGUUGUAGGGGUUGUGCAAGGGUUAAACAACCCUUUCAUAACCCUAGAACGGGCCAUGGGUUAUGCAAGGGUGGUUUAAACCUUGCACAACCCCCACACUGCCCAGGUUUGGGCCACCUGACAAGCCAUGGCCAUGACUUGAAUAUUCAAAAUCACCAUCGGCAUAUGCUGCAGCCGACUGUGGGUUAAAUAAGCCACAGUGGGGGUUUGAUCAUGUGAACUGGUCCUGAGACUUUAUGGCAUAGUGUUUGAUUUGUGUGGUGAUAAAGGGAUAUUGUAGUGUUACCUCCUGACACAUUCUAAUAGAUAGAAGCAAGGUUAGUCUUAAAUCUGGUAUGAACUGAGGAGCAAAAAUAGAUGAGAAAUAACAUCAUUUGAAAAGCUGACUAAUACAUGUGUCAUUCUCUCAGUAAAAGGGAAAUAAUGGAGGGUAAUGCGUUUUUAUAAAAUAGUUUUGUGUUGAAUAUCAUUAUAACAUAGAUGUGUGUGUUUAUAAGAAAAAUGGUAUAAACUGAACAUCUCUCCCCACACCCCUUUUCCCUAUUACUGCUUGAAUAGACUGAGGAAAUGUUUGAAUAAACUGUUGUCACUCUUUAUUUAUAUAUGCUUGUUGCUAUACUAUGCAGUAUGAAAUUUCACAUUUUUUCUUUUUGGAUGUUAAGAAUUUAGGGAAAAAACUCUGUAGCAGUUUAACACUUUUUAAUUUUACACAUGAAACUGAAUGGAACAUCCAUUGUGAGUGCCUCACUACACAAGCAGAUCAAUCCCAAAAAUGGUUGGCGUGGUGUCUCUCUUAAUUCUUUGCACUAAAUGCUGCUUCCAUCUAAUAGUGAAAUUUGAGUAUUUAAAAAAAAGUUUGAUAACUCAUCUGAUUUUGCUGAAAGAUAACUGCUGGUUGUUGUAUCAACUGCACUAGUAACAGUGCAUAUAUUCAAAUAAAGGUACGCUGCUAUUAACCGUG